GCCUAUAAAUACGGUAAGUGCAAUAUCUGAAACGUUAAAGUUGCUCGUAAAGGUGAAUUGUGUUAAGUAAAGAAAAAAUUAAUCGAAAUGAAAUAUUCGUUAAUAUUCAUUCUAACACUGGCUUGCCUGGUUGCCAGCUCUUUAGCAAGACCUGAAGGAGAAAAGAAACCAGCUGACGAUGCUGCAGGCGAAAAGAAAGAAGAAGGCGGCGAAGGAGACAAAGCAGCUGCUGGCGGCGGUGGAGGAGCCAAGGGAAGUGACGGAAAGAAUGCCGAUGGGGCAGGAAAUCCUAUGAAAAUGUUUCAAGAUAUAGUUAAAAAAGUAACUGAGGCAGUCAACCCUCUUAAGAUGGCUGAAGGAUUCCUUGGAGGUGGAGAUUCCGGUGGAUCUAGCGGAAUUCUCGGUUAAGAAAGAUAAAAAGCUUGUUACCUUUCUUGCUGAAAAUCAAAAAAUAUAGAUUGAUUAUAUUGCAAUUGGA
Glossina fuscipes is the source of this 478-nucleotide messenger RNA. RefSeq names its product glycine/glutamate-rich protein sgp1-like. The transcript has a single exon. NCBI's taxonomy places the organism in Eukaryota, Metazoa, Arthropoda, Insecta, Diptera, Glossinidae. The record is from RefSeq and is a predicted model, not a curated record. The coding region runs from base 88 to 408 and encodes 106 amino acids.